AGACGCAGCAUCCGGGAGUUUGGCAGUUUUCACAGCUAUCAGUGGCGUGGCUAUUUUUGUGUUGAUACGCUGGUACAGAAAUAAGACUCGUGGACACGAAAUGGACCUACCACCAGAACAGCAAUCUGUUGAAGUAGAGGUAACUUGUAAAUUUUUCUUUUUGACUUCGUUUACUCUCCUAUUUGAACAAAUUUACAAGAGAUCUGUCUGUCAAAAUCAUAGGACACCAUUAAAUUCCUAGUUAGCAGUACGCGCCCUCGAUGAACGCAAGAUUUCAGGCUGUUCAAAAUAAAGUGAAUGGCUGCAAACGGCGAUCGAUAGUUCUUCCGAUUGUCUCCAAUUUUUUCGUAACUUUCCGGCUCUAUUAAAAAGAUAGUUUCAGUUUCAGAUAUUUUUUAAAGUACAUUAUCAAAAAGACUUGUAUGGUUGUUUCCGUGUGAGAUAUCCAAGAGCUAUGCCGAGGACAGGCGAGGCGUUGCGAAACUGAAAAGAAGAACAUAAUCUUAAAAGAUUACGAAUAAAAAUUGUGGUUUGACCAUUCUUCCAGUUUCCAUUUGACGAUAAUGGACCGUUAAGGGCUUUAAUCCCACAAAUUGUAAGUCUGUUUUUAAACCUGUCAGGAGUGUCACAAAGAUUCAUUGUAUUGGUAAAACGAGUAUGUUUCCCACCUAAAUGUGUUUUACCUAGAGCCUGGUAAUAUCCAUUGUGCAGUUAAACUUUGAACGAACAUUCAGACCCGCGGAACCUUUGAUGUGCUGAGUCUGAUGUAGAAUUAAGUAAAAUGAAUUUAGCCAUUUCCAAACUGAAGAACGGAAUUUAUUCGGGCUUUUCAAUUUAUCGUAAUUGGCACAAAAAGAAAGGUCGUAAGCUGAAUCCAGUUAAGAAAUAUGUUCAGCAUGUUUCUUUACUCAACUACACAGCUCCAAAUACGUUCACUACCUAAAUCUAUCUACCGGAUUCAUUUUGGGGACUGCUGAUCCUUACAGCAGGCAAGAAAGUUGUCUUUCAUGAACCUAGAAAUAGCCCGCUGUCACCAAACAGUUCUCUGCAGCUCAGAUAAAAGCAUUGUACUACGGAAGGCCUGAGGCCCGAAGCUUCGCGUAAAAAACAAUCUUUCUUUUAUUUGUGUGUAUUCUACACUUGUGCCAAAUAUUUCUCUAAUCGACAACCGAGCUAAAUUGCUUAACUUGAUUCUAGUUCAUUUGUACAAACUAAAUCCUGCAACACUUUCAACAACUCUUGCAUCUAAAAGAAGGUAAACUGGCGUUUUCUCAAACGCACCAUUAAUUAGCAAAAGUCGACUUUCUCUUAGUGUUGUAAACAACAUGCAUCCCUCAGCUGCUAACCUACGAUGUUUAAACCGGAAUUUAUUGCAGGCUUUGAAAGGCAAGCAUGUUUAACGUUACCAGGCCCAAACAAGACAAAAAAAUAAACCCGCUGUUUAAGAGUUUUUUUUAGGGCUAUGGAGACAAGAUGGGGUGUCUAAGGAACUACUCUACUUACAUUAACUAUAAGAACUUUUACAUUUUUCGUGUAUAUCACGGAGAGAAAGGGGAUGUUAUUUGACAAGUUGCACCACUCAGAUUGCCUUUAUGCACUGUAUAGUCCGAUAGACAAGACUUAUAGAAAGUGAAAUUUUAGACUAACCAAGGAGCUUUUUCACAGGGUACUGACGGAGCUCGGCGGACCACGCUGUCAUCUGAAAUAAUUGCAAGGCAAUAUCCGGAUGUUACCACUGUGUAUGAAAGCUUUCUCCGCGGAGUAAAACUGUCAGGUUAGUGAGAUUCACAGAUUUUAGCCCUUAAACCCUCUCGCUCCAUAUACAUGUAUGUCCACUCAAAUGAUCAGUCUUGGAAAUGAAAAUGUAGAUGCCAUGGAUUCAAACGGCCUACUGCAUGGUGAAAGAGAGAGGAAGACGAUAAGCGACCAGUUCGUGGGCUGAAAAAUUAAAUACUUAUUGCUGCGGAGUGAUAAAAAAAAGAGAUGCACUAUUGAUAUUGUGUUCAAAAAAACGUCUGCGGAGUUUUAAACUUGUCCGGUGGUUUGUAAUAUUGAACUCCCAUGAUCCAAUUUUUAAGGCUUUCAAAGUGUAAAGGCAAUUAGAAGUUGUUAGUUCUUCUGGUCGUUCUUACUUUCGACCUAUUAACAGCAUUCAUAUUAAACUAUCAGUUUAAAUAUAAUUUUUGACAGCAGAAGCUUAGCUUGGUUCAGUCCAACACAUCUAUUUUAUUUUUCGUUUUUCUAACAGGGGACAGUCCUUGCCUAGGAACAAGGGAUCCAAUCAGUAAGAAGUACACGUGGCUGACAUAUAACCAGGUAAAUGUCGGCAGCAAAAUAAUAAAGUAAACACUGGGAAUAAAUUUCGAGCAUUGCUACCUCACUGCAAUAGACAGGGCCGCCAUUGGUGGGGAGAAUAUAAAUGCCGAAAUGAAAAUGUCGCCCCCCUUAAAUAAAGGCAUUUGAUAGCUUGAUAGUUCACCAUUCCCUCAUAUCUUCAGUUAUAGUCCGUCACCUGAAAAUGUGAUGCCGUAAUAAAGUACCAAGGUAUUUUUCUUAUAUACGGCACGGGGUUGCCAAAAAGAAGACCCUUCAAACUAACUUUUCGUCUAAAAGUUCCAUUUUAUUUGCCCGAUAUUGUAAACAUUAUUUCUCCCCCAGGUUCAUGAGAGGGCAACGUUCGUUGGCGCGGGCCUGGUCGCUUUAGGUUGCGAGCCCUCACAACAGACCUUCAUUGGGAUCUAUGGACCAAACCGAGUGGAGGUGAGCUGUGAAAUUUGUGAGGUGUGAAAUGUGAAAUAUGAAACUGCAGUUAUCUAUGGGAACCAUCUUCUUUUAGCAAAGUUUGAAUAAUGAAAUUAACUGAGGGAAGGGAUAGGUUAGGAAACGGACGUAACGAAGCCGCGAACUGUUAACGUCUUUCACAGUUUUAACAAUUUAACUGCCUUGAGUGACUAGGACAGAAUAUUUCUACCUACAACAGCAGCACAAUAUCAAGCAGAUCACUGAUGGAUAGCUAAUUGAUCCCAUAUGAAAUUCUCUAAACUAACAACAUAAGAGUUGUACGGAUGACAGUAAGGAGAAUAGCAAAUGAAAUCAUGGGAGACUGAAAGCAGUAGAAAAUCCCACGUAUCCCUCUGGGGACAGACGCUGAUGAUUUUUUAAUUUUCUUUCUUUUUCUUGUAGUGGGCUUUAACUGAUCUGGGAUGUCAGAUGUUCUCAAUGAUUUCCGUGCCAGUGUACGAUACUCACGGCGCUGAAGAAUGCAUCUACAUCAUAAACCAUGGUGAGAAAUUGAUAUCAUAUGCAAUAUAAUCUCCAUCUUUAAGCCACUCUAAUACAGGGCGUGGCUAACACACAUGGGAAAGGGAAGUGAAGGAUGUUAACUAUGGCAAGAAGUAUGAUCUAUGGAAAUUUCUAGGCUAAUGCAGCGCUUAUAAAUAGGAUGGCAGUAUCGGGACGGUGAUUGUAAAUACAUUAUUCAAUUGAUUGAUUAAUUAUUCAAACUCGUAACCUCGCGAUGGAUUGGCAUUUCGCCCAAGGAGUAACAAUAAACUUAGACACCGCAUGUAAUGUCUAAGUAGAUUGUAAUGCAUCUUCACAGCUGGGGCAUCUUGUAGAGGGAACUCCAUCUUUUAGGGUCAUUUUUGAUUCGUAUAUACAAUUUUACAGAAGUUCUGCAGCCACACUUUUUAGGAGAAAUGAUUAAGUAAAUAACAGAACUGAAAACGUAAUAGAUUAUUUAGAAAGUCAUAAAUAAGCUGCUAUUUAUGCUUUAAACUUACGUGUUGUUACUCGAGGCUUUUUUUUCCAUUUUACUCUUCAGCCAACCUUUCUACUAUUGUUUGUAACGAAGACAAGGUGCCAUUGCUUCUUGAAAAGGCCCAGUUGUGCAAGGAGCUGAAAAAUUUGAUAAAAAUAGGAUCCUCUGUCACUCAAGAAGAAGAUAAAAAAGCAAAAGAUAUGGGUCUCAACCUCAUCUCCAUGACAAAUCUAGAAGUAAGUGGUGGUAUUUAUCCUGAGCCGUAGAGUAUAACAGAAAAACAGAUAGGGAUAUUAUUACUCUCAUCUGUUUAUGAUAGGACGGUUUUUAGUAAAGUGUCGUAUAACUAAAACCAAACUAACCGUAAUGACCAAAGAGGAAAAAGGAAAAUAUCUUACAGAACUACCAAGAGCUCAAAAAUUAAAACAAUAAACUUCUUGAGGCGCGUUAAACCGCGAGCGACCAAGAAGUGGUUGCUUUUUAGUUUUGAGCUCUUAUGAUUGAGAGAAUGGCGCGACUUUUUUUGCCAUUUAAGGAGUAAAGUAAUGCAAAUUCAAUGCAAUCCAGGAUUAAUCUCGAUGCUCAUUUUAAAAUUGCUUUUCCAUUUUUUGUUAUAACCUCUCUGAAAAGUGGAAAGACAAAAUUAAAUAUUCCUUACAAAGACACCUCAUUGCCUAGUAUCGUACUAUCUGUUGAAUGAAUAAAGCUUUAUUCAAAAUCAGUUAGUGCUACACUGAGUUGAAAUAUAUGUUUAACCUGAGCUAAGGCCGCGAAAGGAAUUUUUACGCUGGUCAGUAAAAAAUGGUAGGAGUGUCUAGCGUCCAAUUUCGCUUCUCAUGAUCACCGCUGAAACAAACACUAGGUUCAUGAAUUGAGAAUGAGGAAAGUGAUCGAACUUCUUGAUUAUUAAACAAAUUCUCCUUGCCAGUGCCAUAGAAAAUUUAUAGAGAACGUUAUGAAGAAUAUGUAUUCUGAUGUUAGCGUGCAAAAGACUAAUCCUCACCCCUCCUUCCCUCUCAUGAAACACAAGAAAAUCGAGAAGAAAAAGACUGAUGUGGCGAUCUCAUUCCUUCAACGUUUUUCAUCAAACCUGCCUUAUAUUUCUUCAUUUUUGUGGUCACGGAUCCAGUACCUAAAUGUGUUCUUGUCUGAUUUUGCCGUUUUUGUUUCCUAAUCGUAGGACAUUGGAAAAGAGAGCUAUCAGGAAAGAAAGGUAACAGGAAUGAAAUGAUUCGCUGAUCUUGUAUUGUUCCUCCGAAGACAUGAAUUCCUUAUUUCAAUGGUCAACUUUGCAAUCAGGAUGCCAAAGACUGUGACAAAUAGAUCCGGAAACUGCUACCCACUCCGCUUUUUUUAUGUAAAGCCAGUUUCCUAUAUUUAAAACAAAUCACUUUCACUCCUAAUUAGCUCGUAUGCUAUCAGCAAUUAAUAUAAAUCUACUUGUGCCUUAUCACAAAUGCUGCUAUCUGAUUGGCUACGCUAUAAUUCCAUAAUAGACAGUGAGAAGAGAACGUCUACUGAUACAGUGCGUUUCUAAACAAAGCUGAAAAUAUUCACAUAAGCCUGUCUUGUAGGGGAAUUUUUAAAGGACUUGUAGAUCUAUACUAAAAUAACAAGAGUAUGCACUCAUCAUUUUAUUGGGAGAUAGAAAUCUCGAGCUCUGAAUCUAGUUAUUGAUUCGUGAUCAGUGGUAAGAGGUCGUUUACUUUGUUAACAGGGAAUAUCUCGUUUCAUGAAUGAUUCUUAAACAAAAAUAUUUUUCUUAAUAUUGUGCCUUCUAUUUCAAUCGUGAAAGUGAUAAUUAAUUGGGUCUUCGUCCCUUUCCACUAAUCCUCUACAACUCUAAAUAGGCUUGCCGAUCCGCAAAUCACUGCAAACUAAAACGACCGCUGUUUUUUUAAUACUUCAGCCUGCUAAGCCCGAAGACAUUUUGACAGUAUGUUACACAAGUGGAACAACAGGUAAAAUCUGUUGGAUCAUGGCAACCCACUAAUUUCCUCUUUUAAAAAUGAACCCUACUAUGCAUCUGUCAUGAAAUACUUUAAUCCUCAUAUUUUUCCUUUCCCAUCAAAUAUUAUCCUUUAAAACUUUCGCACCAACUUUUUCGGGACCACUUACAUUUACUUUUGUUGUUAGCGGCUUCAGUGUGCUGCACACGUUACAAACCAAAAAUGCAUCACAUUUGAUUAGUGUUCCGUUAUAUGCUUAACUUAUUUCAUGGUGAUAGGUCCACCAAAGGGAGCCAUCCUGACACAUGCCAAUCUUGUCGCUGACAUCUCAGCAUAUCGUUGGACGAUGCACCAGGUAUGUAGAUACGUAUGAUGCUUCAGGUAUGUACGUAUGUAUAAUGUACCAAGUAUGUACGCUCGUAUGAUGCUUCAGGUAUUACGCACGUAUGAUGCUUCAGGUAUGUACAUAGGUAUGAUGCUUCACGUAUGAAACUAGUUAUGUGCCGUCCUUUUACAUCUGAGCACUGGGUCCUACAAGCUUUCCUUAAAUUACUUAUUGUAAUCUCUCGACUCCCCAUCAAUGAUGUUCUCUGCAUAUUCAAUUUAAAAGCUUCGUUAGAACAUGGGUAACAAUUCGACAUACUGUGUUUUUCCGCCUACUUAGCCCCAAAGCUGUUCCCAUAAUUAUUUUUACCCAGACCUCCCGAAGGAAGUCGCGUAACUUGCGACGACUCGAAAGACUGAUAACCAGAGUACUUCAAAGUAGAUCACUCUAUAAAAAAGGGUAUAAGAAUUAUUAGCUCAUCUUGCUUGUUUGAUAAUUAUUGCAGGCCGGUUUUGAGCUGACAACGGAGGAUGUGCAUCUGUCAUUUUUACCGCUGGCUCACAUGUACGAACGGAUAAAUCACGUGAGUUUCACGCGAAAAAGAAAAUUCGGCAGUCAUUAGAUGGAUCUCAUACAACUUACGAUUACAUUUUACCAAUUUUUUUCUUGUUUUUUUUUAUUUUAAUUGUCAAUCCGAAGACGUGAUUAAUAAGUUUGCCCCAAACGGAAGCUCUAACUUAUCAAAACAUAUAACUUAGAGGAUAUGAUUUUGUAUUUAUUUCUGAAAUAAAGCAGUUAUCUUUUAUCUUUUUCCUAAGCUUGCAAAAUUAAAGCUGGAUAGAUAAUAUUGGUUGCUUCUUCCACGUAAUUUAACGGUACUCUUACAACUGAUGAAACCAAAUCAUUUCGCCGACUUUUAAAGCCUAAAUGUAAAACAAUGUUUUCAGCUGAACUUGUUUGUAAGCGGAGGAAGGAUUGGGUACUACAGUGGUGACGUCAAACAGUUGCUAGAAGACUGCAAAGAGCUGAAGUAAGUUAAUCAUUUUAUCAUCAUUUUGUGUGAAUGUGCUUUUAUUCUGCAUUAUAUUAAUAAGAAUACUAUAGUUUGCAGUUUCUUAAAACCACUUUCCACUUACUUUAGUCUACUCUUAACUGAAUCGAGUUGAAGAUCGUUCAUCACUGUAGUAUUAUGACAUACCGGCUCCCUAAACUACACUUACUUCCCAUUUCUCAAUUCUUCACAGGCCAACUAUAUUCACACCCGUGCCUCGCUUACUAAACAGAAUCUACGACAAGGUAGGAAAGCGUUGAGUGAAGUUGAUCAUUUACAAUCGAGUAAGAUAGAUUUUUUUUUUCUUGGCCAAGAAAGAUAGGCAAUGAGAUAUUCUGGGUGCAUAACUUAAACCUUUAUCCUUAAGACGAUGGGGUAUUAAUUUCUCUUUACAGUAUCAGCCUUAAAUAAAAAGUUUGGGUUUUCGGAAGAAAGGAAAUGAUCACCAAUUUUAGAAGUUCCUGAUUGUCACACAGAUUUUCAAUAUAAGUACCACAGGAGUUGUAAAGAAGAAAGUGUGGAGAAUCUGAAUGCUAACGGGGUGAAAAGGGUUGAUGUUUCUUAUUUGCACUCUGAAACAAACAUUUUCUCUAAGAAUUUUGAGUUGAGAUAAUGUUCAACCAAACGAUUUUUGUCGGCAUCUAAUUCCUUAUAUUGAGAUUUUGACUUUCAAUUGGCCUCACUUUUUGCCUAAAUAGUCAUUAGUGAAGAAAAAAAAAGGCAAAAAUGCUAUCAAAACCAGAUUUCUGUCAUUUGCGUCGUGAAUGUCAUGCAUAUAAGGGAAAAGAAGUUUUUCUCUUAAUCGAUAGAUCAUGUCUGAGGUAUCCAAGAGUAAACUGAAGAAGUGGAUUUUUCAGAUGGCACUUAAGUCUAAGGAAAAUGAUCUGAAAAGGUGAGUAACGCCGAAAAAACAGAUUAACUUCAGAGCUGUGAAACAAUUUUCCAUAAGUCUGAUGGUUCCAUUAAUCAUGGUAGUAACGAGAAAUUAUUUUGAAGCGAUCACUGGAAAUGAAAAAAAUCCUCGUUUUCUCAUCCGGAAGUUCUACUCGAUCUAUUUUUCUCCUAUUUGCAAAAUAGGGGAGUUACUCUAAAUGACUUAAAUUUAUGAAUUGCUUGGCUGAAUGCAAAACCAUAAACAUCAACUUAUGACACUUUAAUUUUCCUUCAAAGGCAAAUCAUCAGCAAGAACACGAUAUGGGAUCAUCUGGUUCUGCGUAAAAUACAGGUAAUAUACAUUAAUACAUAUAUCAACCAGUAAAUAUUCUCCUUGGAGCCCGGUUCGAUGAAGUUGUCAUAUAGUUGAAGCUGAUUUAAUCACAACAAGGAAGAAUAUUGCUACAAACAUUUUGUGAUUAUAAAGGACUCAACAUAAAAAAGAAAACACAAAAAAGCAAAAGAUCAGAAAUGCAGAAAAACUUACGCGUGCAUUGGCGUCAGUUCUGAUGCUGAUUGUUUGAUCGGGCGACGCGGUUUUUUUAACCAAUCACAGAACGUAGUAGAAUGAAUGCCUCAAGCAAGGGUAAGGGCAGCGACCAAGCAUUUUCAGCCCAAAAAUUUAUACCCUAGUCUAUUGCAAAGAUAAUCGCUUGAAAUUUCCAUAUAAUUAGCCUUUAAAUAUUAUCAAGAGAAAUAUUUCUGUCUCAAGUCUUGACAAAAACGACCUAGAUUUUAUCGGAAGACAAUAUUUUCAUUUCAAUUUUUUCCCCGCUCUCACUUACACUUUUUUCACUUCUCUCACUUAAAACGUUAUCCCCUGCCUAGUUUCUAAGGCAUUCUGCGUGGUAUUGUAAAGUAUUUAUGCGAAUUCAUUCUUUAGUAAAAAACUUUCAUGAUAUGUUCCUUCUUCGUGACAGAGUUUACUUGGUGGUCACGUGCGAUACAUGCCUUGUGGUUCCGCACCUCUGUCAGCUAAGGUGACGACAUUCAUCAGAUGCAUCAUGGGAUGUCACGUGAGUUGGUUAUUUGUAUCCAAACAUCUCACAUCUUUCAGGGCGAAAAGCUACUCAAAUGCUGUAUUUAUUUUCUCUAUUUUAUGGGAAGGGUAGGAUACAAUGGUCAUCGUAGGCGAACAAGAUAUGCCUAACUUGUCUGUCUGGUAGUAAAACAGAACUACCUCUCGAUAUUGUUAAUUUUAUCGUACAUUGUUGGCCGUUUGUUUCCUCAGCUGACCGAGGGUUACGGUCAGACCGAAUGCACAGCUGCUGCCACCUUCCAGCUGUUCAAUGAUGUCACAACAGGUAUGUCAAGCUCUUUGUGUGUUUCUUGGUAAAAAGGGAAGUCAUUGGCAGACUCAGAGGCUGAUGAGCUGCGCUAGUGACACGCAGACUGACUAACUGACUUGCCAACCGACGGGCUAACUGGCUGACUGGCUGGCCGGCUAAUUGACCUAGUGGGUGAGUGACUGAAUGACUGACUGAAUGACUGAGAGACUUGCUGACUGAAUGUCUGACUGACUGAUUGGCCGUCUGGAUGAAUAACUAAAUAGCUGAUCAACUGACUGACUGACUGAAGAAUAGAUUGAAUGACCAACUGAUAGGUUGACUGACUGACUGACUGACUGACUGACCGACUGACUGAGUCACUGAUUGACCGAAUGACUUACUGACAGACUGACUGACUGACAGACAGACUGAAUGACUGACUGACUGACUCAAUGACUAACAGACUGACUGACGGACUGACUGACUGACUGACUGGCUGACCGACUCAAUGACUGACUUACAGAAUAACUAACAGACAAGCGGCUUGACUAACUUUUAGUGAGUCACUGAAUGUACUGGUUCGACUGAGCCGCUGGCGCAAUACUUUUUCAAGUUGUUUGAUUUACUUAGUGACUAGCCUCUAAAUAGUGAUAAAUUAAUCGGUUGAUGGAACGUUUACCUUACUGACUGAUAGGCAAGGUGACUGACUUAUUGAAAGUUUGACUGAUUGGUGGUGGAGUAGAUCAACUAAUUGACCAAUGACCACCCGACUCAUCAAUAGUUAUAUACUUAUUUGUACUUGUCUUCUUUCUGCAGCCGGACAUGUUGGCCCUCCAGUUCCUUGUAACAUUAUUAAGCUUGUCGACGUGGAAGAGAAAGAAUACUACGCUAAAAAUGGUCAGGGAGAGGUAUGAUGGACUGACAUAUAGCAAUACGUGGCUUUUUAAGAUCACCUCAUUUAAGAGAAACAAAUUGUUUGUUGCAACAAAAUCAAUUUGUAUUAACCUCAACUAAACUGCAAUAUCAUCAUUUAUAUUUGCUCUUCUAGAUUUGUCUGAAAGGUCCCAACGUCUUCAAAGGCUACCUUCACGACCCUAAGAAAACUGCCGAAACUAUUGACGAGGAUGACUGGCUCCAUACUGGUGACAUUGGUGAAUGGCUUCCGGUAGGUGAUAAUUUCUGGUCUCGGUUCGAUCCCCACUGGAGUUUUUGAAAUUCGCAUGCGUGAAACCUCCUGUGGCUACCAUAUCCCAUUGGGCAAGUCCAAAGUUCGAGGGGGGGGGGUGGAAAACAAGAGGAAUGUUUUAAGCACCUGUUGUGCGCAGUAAAUGACUUUUUGGUUGGAUGUUAAAUGUGCAUUUGAAUGCGACAGUAUUAAGUCAUUUAAGAAUUUUGGUUUGCUUCCUGCGGUACAAAACGCUCGUGAUGAAGCGCCGUUGUGAGGGCCUCCUAAGAAGGAGACUACUGUACGCGUGACGCCAAUGAAGUUCUUUUCUGCUUAAAAUUGUUCAGACAACAGUGACAACAAACCCCAAAUAGCUGUGUCUGAGUUUUAUUUAAAAUAAACUUAAAGAGUUAUUUUUGUUUUCUAUCAAACCGUGUAUAUGUUGGAAACUACGAAAGUUAAUGCUCUUUUAUCAUUUACAAAAUCGAAAAAGAAAAAAUAUUCAGUUGUUCCUGAAUAUCUUCCAUGCAAAAGGAACUCUUUUUCAAGGCCAAUUUGGGAAGCGAUUCAUCAAAAUCUUAUGGCUCCGAGCGCCAGAUAAAAUCGUCUUCUUUUGUGACAAAAUGACAAAUGACAAAAACUGACUUUGAUGUCUUCAAAUGAAAAAGUUAAGUGUGCUGAUGAUAUCGGUUUAUUAUAAAAAAUUGCUCAUUCUCAUCUUACUUACCCUUUUUUCGUAAAAUCAAAUGUCACGUUAUCCCCCAUCAGCACAAACGGAGCCCAUUGGGAAGGUUUAGAAUAGCCAUUGCUUCUCAACCAUUGAACGACCUUGUGAAGAGAUUCACUGGCACUUUCUCCACCCACAAGGUGUUUGUAGAAAUGCUUCAUGAGCUUCGCCGUCGCUUCGUCUUCUAUAGCCCACGAUGCUACCAACACUGAACGUGCACCGGAUGCUAAGAAUGCACGAGCGAUUCCAAGGACUCCUUCCUUUUUAACCAAUCCACGCCCACUGUGACAACAGCUGAGUACUACCAGUUUAGCUCGCACUUGAACUCCUAGAAUUUCGGACAUGGUCAGGAAGUAGUCUUCCUCUUGAGGAGUAUCGUUAGAAGCACGUUGAGGAGAGAGAGCAAUCUCUCCUCUUUCGGCAUUUCCAUGUGCGACAAGAUGUAUCAGACUUUCGGAAGGUAUCGCUUGAAGUACUGCCAGCUUUGUUGCGCGACUUCCUAACAAAGGCUGAACGCCCAGCAGUUCACCAACCAUCUCUGCUUCCUUUCUUGCAUAGAACAAUGGUGUAAUGUCAGUGAGACGUCCAUUGUAAAGCACUUUGCUAACCGUAGGAUCACCCGCAACCAGUGCAUCAGUUAGACUGUGAUAGUCCGCUGGACAUUCUUGAAUGAUUCGGAGAGUCGUCACUGAAGGGACGAUACGGACUCUGUACUUCUCCGAUAAAUAUCUUCCGGCAGAUUCAUCACGCAAGGCAGCAAAUGGGACUCGGUACGAAAAACGAUACGGCACAAUGACGAUUUCAGGCUCUGUAAGUAAGUCUUCCACAGGUGCGACGAUCCAUUUGUAGCACAAAUCAUGAAUUCUUUCGGUAUCUUUGGUUUUUUUACCUUGCAAAUAUGCCCGGCUCUCUUUAUGAAGAGAUGUCGUCACGUUGUCAUCCAAAGAUCGAUCUUCGCAGUUCGCUUUGGGUAGAACACCAAAGCCAGCGGCGCUCUUUUUGAAAAUUCCUUCCACAUCGCAAACUUGCUCGUCAAUAACAGUGUCUACUUCCACUUCGUUUGUGUUUCGAAAGCAAGUGUCUCCAUUUUCUUUCAAUACCCAGAGAAGAACUUUCCGCUUUCUGCCGCAAUAUACAGGAAAACACAGUUACUUUCUCUCCUAACGAUGUUUUCAAUCCCGAAUCAUGAUUGUGGAUCAGCUGAGAUGUGGCUUUCCACGGAGUACUUUUCUGCCAUUAAUUCUGCGAGGACUCUUGCUCGUCCCAGUUCCUCAACAUAGAGAGCAUCUCCAAAUUUUCCAAUACUGCGAAGCGAGUCAGUGAGUAAAUUGUAGGGAAAAGUACCGUGUUCCUCUAACAAAGACAUUUUAAAUUCACUGUUUCCUUCAUCAGAAUAGAUCUGAUGUGCUCGCAUUUUGCAAUACAUUGAAGAAGAUAUUCCAUCGCCUUCACAGCCUCUGACUGCGAUAUCUUUAAUAAAGAAAUAUUAAGAAGGCUUUUAAACUCAAGCAUCUUGUCAACGAUUUGGCUGCAUAUGGAAUAGGCUUUCUCUAAACAAUCUUCUGCCUUGCUAAAUUCACCAAGGCUAUGGUAAAUAUUGCCAAGGCUUAAAUAAAUGUUUCCUUCGGCGCUUCUAGGGCCAUAUUCUCUGAUGAUGGUGAGGGCUUUCACAAGAUGUUCUUCUGCUUUCUGAUUGUCAUUCACAGCAGCAAAAGCAACUGCCAAACUUCCUGUAGCUUGGGCUUCUAGUCUUCUGUUACCACUUGCUAUACUGAUGCUGACUGCCUUGUCCAAAUAGUCUUUAGCCUGCCGAUUUUUUCGAAGCUGAAAAUAAACAGUCUCAAGACUCGAGUAUUCUCUUCCUUUUCCCUCGCCGGUUUCUGUCCUAAUGGCAAGUGCUUUCUCGUAAUAUUCUUUAGCCAUUUGAUAUUCGCCUAGGGAUGCAAAGACAAUUCCGAAAUUCCCUAAAAUGUUGCCUUCGUCUCGUCUGUCGCCAAUUUCUUUAGCGAUGGCGAGUGCUUUUUCGCAAUAUUCUUUAGCCUUCUGAUAUUCGCCAAGAAUUUCCAGACCACUCCGAGGUUCCCGUUUGAUUUACCUUCUCCUUUUCUGUCGCCAAUUUCUGUCGCAAUGACAAGCGCUUUCUCGUAACAUUCUUUAGCCUUCUGAUAUUCGCCCAGGGAACGAAACACAGUUCCGAGGUAUUCCACAGCCUUCUGAUUUUCGGCAGUGGAAUGAAACACAGCUCCGAGUUUCGCGUCAAUUGCUCCUUCUAAUUUUCUGUCGCCAAUUUUUUUUGCGAUGGCGAGCGCCUUUUCGCAAUAUUCUUUAGCCUUCUGAUAUUCGCCAAGAGAUUCAUAGACAGUUCCGAGGUUCCCGUUUGUUGUUCCUUCUUUUUUUCUGUCGCCAAUUUCUAUCGCAAUGGCAAGUGUUUUCUCGAAACAUUCUUUAGCCUUCUGAUAUUCGCCCAGGGAAUGAAACACAGUUCCGAGGUCCCCGUUUCUUUUUCCUUCGGCUUGUCUGUCGCCAAUUUCUAUCGCAAUGGCAAGUGCUCUCUCGCAAUAUUCCAUAGCCUUCUGAUUUUCGGCAGCGGAAUGAAACACAGCUCCGAGUUUCGCGUCAAUCUCUCCUUCUAAUUUUCUAUCGCCAAUUUCUUUUGCGAUGGCGAGUGCUUUUUGGCAAUAUUCUUUAGCCUUCUGAUAUUCGCCAAGGGAUUCAUAGACAGUUCCGAGGUUCCUGUUUGUUGUUCUUUUUCUUUUCUGUCGCCAAUUUCUAUAGCAAUGGGAAGUGCUUUCUCGUAACGCUCUUUAGCCUUCUUAUAUUCGCUCAUACGCACACUUCCAAUUCUUUCAUAAGCCACUGCUUCUUCGCGUUUGUUACCAAGUGUUUGCAUGAUGAUGAGUGCGCUAUUGAAGAGUUGCUUUGCUUCAACAAACUUGCACUGUGCUUCAUAAUUGUCUCCCAGUUGAAUGGUUAGUCUUCCAGCGUGGUGCAACGUGUAAAGAAGUGUCUUGGCAUAUCUUUCUGCAUUUGUGUUACCAGAGAUGACGUAGUAUGCAUUGAAUAUUACACCAGGGUCGGGUUGUUCAAAGCUGGGUUAAGAUAACUCAGGGUUAGUGUGAAAUCUGAUUUCAGAUCUGAUAGCUUUAAAAGAAAAUUCAGUCGAAUUCUUUUUGUCUGGAAUAUGAUUAUUUGAUGCUCUAAAAAUAAGAAAGGAAAUUAUCCCAAAAAGGCUUUUGAAUAAAGGAAUAAAGAAACCAGGUUAAAAUUUAACAUUGGAUUAGCGUUAAACGGCCUUCGAACAACUUGGCCCAGAGAUAUCAAGGCGACUACCACAGUCAAGGUUUUGAAGUAGAAUUGCACAUUCAUUACAUAACUCAGUCGCUUGUGGGCCACGAUCAGUGUUGAGAAGAAAUAUGACGACAUUUAAACCUAUCUGGACUGAUUGUAGGAUUUCUGCAGCGUCACUCAUCACGAGUCUUUCCAGUUUGUUGUCGUGAUAAAAAAAAUUAAUGAAAAAUAAAACUUAAAAAAAGUUUAAAAAAUUUAAAAACUGAUUAUUGUGGAGUCCUUGAGCUAUCUUAGGCAAUUGGUUGUUUCUUCCUUUUUACGAAUGUCUGAGGGCAACAAUUCUUUUUCAUUCAUUUAUUCAAACCAUUCCCAUGUGAAUCAGUUGGGUUGAAUUCAAAUAGUCGUGGAGCAGAUUUGGUCAUAGCUAUCAAAAAUGUUUCACCAGAUGAACAGUGGUUAGUUUACGAAUCCUGUUAUGUUUGCAUUAAACGUUUUUUUUCCACCCAUUUCAUGCCAUAAAAAUUAGUUAUUACUGAAUCUGAUCGCAAUUUACUGCUAGAAAAUGACUUCCACUGAGAUUGUUAAAAUUAGCAGAAAAAGUCGGCAAACAUCGAAUUCAACUCAAAUAAUGUACAUUAACAUGGUUUUCUCUGGAACUCCUGCUGAUCAUACGAUGAUAGGGGGAGAUAGGAUCUAAAUGUGCACCUUCCACGCGUCGCGAGCGUCUCGCGCGUUUUUUGGACAGAUCGCUUAGCUGCCUGGCAGCUAAAACAGGAAAGAACUUUAAAUUACGGCUCUAGCUAAGGGAGUAGGUUUUCUUUGACUUUUUAAUUGAAAUAAUGGCAUUUGUCUUUCGUAAAUUUUUGCUUAAAGAAAUAUUUUGAGUUUUCUCGAAGAUAAUCACUUCUGCUAUUUCAAUCAGUAGGGACGAUUGAGAGCGCAAUAUGUUACUUAUUUUGUUGUGAACGUAAAGUGGCGGUACAAUUUUAUUCGGUUUGUAAAAGGACCUUCUUAUUUCCUAUUCAUCUUACACAGGCGCUUUUUCGCCAGCAUGCACACUCUUGUCCCUGGGUUUUUCUUGCUUGAAUUGUUGUGAGUUCUCCAAUUUUUUUUUGGUUUGGUAAAUAUUCAUUUUGAUUAAUUUCUUUCAUAGAAAAUGAAACUAAGAGGCAAUCAAAAUGUAGAAAUAAUAAUUUAAAAAACCAACAGCUCACCUUUGAACACAGACCCUGCCGUUAGAUUCUGAUGGUGUGACUAAUGAAAACAAAAGUAACAAAUAUUGAAAUGAGAUUUUUUUCCCUGACACACAAACGUAAUACAAAUAGCUGGUGUAACAACAUUUUGCUCACACGGUUAGUAAUAAGAAAUCAUCGAAAUGAAAAAAAGAAAACCUGAAAUUAGAGAAAAAUUGUUUUCACAGGUUGCCCAUGAAAUUCAUCAAAUAACAUAUGGCAUCUUUUUAUUUUCCAUUCUCACAGAAGUGAUGAACAUAUAGCUUCUCCUUACAAUAUCCAUAUAUUAUACAGCAAUCAAGUAAUGAGAGUAAACAGACCAAUUAUUCAGAGGGCGUUACCUCCAUCAUUAUUAAGUUGCAAUCCUAAAGAUUAUAGCGCACUAUAUUUCUGAAAUAAAUAUUUAGCCGCUCACCUCUGAAAAAGAAACGAUCUCUGGAUAGGUAGGAGACCAAAAUAAAGAAACUGAUUUCAAAAUUUUUCUGCAAAGUAACGAAGAAUACAAAGAGCUAGUGAAAGAUCGAUUAUGAAAAUUAUCGGUAAAAAGUAAUCACUGUAAAGACUUAAUCGGAUGGAACUUGCAUUACAACUUGCCUCUAACUGAAAAAACAUCGGAGCCUGCAGAUCACUGAUAAGAGUUUGGUGGUUUAAAACUGCCCUUUAUAUGAUUUCUGAAAAACCUUCAAGUUACAGAAGAGAGGAACAUAUUGCUUCUCUUUCCAAAAUCAACAUAUUAUUCAGUGAACAAGCGGCGAGAAUACUUAUCAACUGAGGGUGUUUUUGUAAAGCAACACUAAAUUCUCCCCACUGGCGAACAAGCUAAAGCGAAGGGGCUCAAUGGAAGAAUUGCUAAUAAAAUCAUAAAUUCAAAAGCUUACCGUGACGCAAACCUUAAAUAUUUUACAAUUAAAUCAAAAAUUGAUUUGAAUUUGGUAGGUCUUCACAAAUAUUAUCAGGUUGUUUGGAAAUAGAGUUCUUUUACCUCUGAAAUUCCUUAACUUUAUUUAAAACAUUAAAUAUAUUUUUUUCUUGAAAAAAGCGACCUUUUCAAAGAUAAACACGGGUUGUAUUGUUUGAGAGAUGAGACCGAAAGCCGCAAGAAACAAAGAUAACUGCAAGCAGCUCGUGUACGAACAAAGUGUUGAGUUUGAUAGGUUGAAAAAAUUACUUCGAAUGUCUGCGACGAGAUUUUAAACUGUAGUUGAUAGAAUUGGUCUGAGAUGUAUCAACACGACUUUCUUUUGUUCACAAUGCUCAUUGAAAAACAUUGUGGCUCCUUCUUUUAAAAUCAAGAUUUGCACUUCUUAAAUUUGAUUUCUGUUGCGCCUGAUUUAAGGUGACGACGGAAAAAAAAAAAGGGAAAAGGAAUGUAAGCUAAUUUUUUAAUUUAUUUUUGCUGCUUACCCCUGAACAAGGAAGUGUGUCUUGUUCAGUAUCUUUAUUGUGUGACUGAGGAAGCCGAGAGUAAGAAACUGAAAUGACACGUUCCUUGCAAAACAGAAAUGAAUGACAAUGACUUAUUGUGAAAAAAAGUAACAGCAUAAUCAGUCGAAAAAAACAAAAUCGUUCAGAAAACCUAAAACACAACUACGUCGCUUUCCAACUUCCCCGUAAUUGCAUUCAAAACAUUGCAUCUUUGUUCUUCUUACGUAAUAAAUUCCCAUUCAUACAUCGUGUGGCUGCUUUAUUCUUUCAGUCCCAGUCUCGGACAAUUAAGAAUUGUUGAACACGUAAUUUCUCCUUACAGAAUCAAUAUAUUCUUCAGCCAACAGUUUUGGAGAAUAAACAAACUUAUCAGCUGGACGGUGUUAAAUUGACGAAACACCUUAUUCUCUAAAAAAUAUUUACAGUGACAUUUGUUACAUUUAGAAAGGAGACUUGAUAAUUAGAUCAUGGAGGUUAAAGGCCUCGAGAUGAGUGGAUCAUUCUAUUUUGAAGACUAUGAUAAGGCCAGGGCAAAUUGUUUGCAACAAAACGGGAAAAGAUUGUGUCUAAAUUAUUUUUUUAAAACUAACCUUUCAAAAAAGAAGCCUGUCUUGUUUAAUAUUCCAGUCGUAUGACUAACAAAACCCACAGUAAGAAACUGAAAUAGAACUUUCUCUGAAAAACAAAAAUAAAUGCAAAUAGCUAUUGUAAGAAAGACGUAAAAACUUCAUAGGUAAAACAAAAAAAUAAAUCAAAGAGGGAACAACGGACACCAAAAGUAAAGAUUAAGUUCGAUUUGUAAAACGCAAGUUUAGAAACCUAAAAUUCAGUCGCUCUCCAUCUUCCCCAAAAAUUAAGCGCACGAAUUAAACUCAUCAAAUAAAAAUAGAUUUGCCCGCCAUAAAUAAAUUUGAAAUAUAGCAGAACUGUGCGAUUUGAAUAAACUCUGCGUUACCACGGACACUGAAAAACCUUAAGCUAUUUAGGACAGCCAAGGAAACAACAUUGCACAUGCCGGGCCAGACGGAGAUUUCGAAUGGCUCCAUCUUACCAAUUUUUCACAUUACGAACACCAUCGACGAUUUCUGACUUUCUUAAUCUGAACAUUUGUUUUGCCGAAAUAACUGACCCCGCACUUGACGCAAUACCAACAUUUGACAUUAGGCAUACUAUUGGAAUAGAUUUAUUUACAGUGGUGUUUUGAUUGUUAUCCAAGCGUUGGAUAGGUAUGAAUGGUACGAAUUUGACUUACGGCAAAAUUUGGCAACACGGCAGAAGUACUGAUUUUAAUGCGCAAGGGAUUUGUUCUUCUCGGGAUAUAAAGAAACUUUAAAACAUAGAUGGAAUUUCUUCAGACAGAUGUCCUUCUAAACCAAUUCACAAUGUGUCAGUACAUGAAUCAACACAGUAAUGGUCUAUGUGAGAGUAGCUAAAAAUAUGCACUGUAAAAUUGAUGAGAUGUUGCUUUAGCAAACCGGCACGUUAACAAUUAAAUAUCGUACUUACCACGACUCUUUGAACCCUUUGUUACCCUUUGUGAAGAAUCAGCGGCAUAUGUCUAUUUGAAGGUAAAAAGGCGCGUGGCAAACCUCAGCCUACCCCUGUUGCGCCGAUGUAGAGAUUGCGUUGUCAUGUCGAGGAGAGAUUUGUCAGGGAUCUGGCACUUAUUAUCAGUACCAGACCGCGGACACACCUUUCGCUGGCGCGAGUUCCUAAAGGCCUCGUACGUUCGCGCGGGAAAAGAAACGCUCGUGACCAAACGCUGGUAAUGAGGGCCUGAUCGCAAGCUAACAAAAUCUCCUUCGUAAACUUUUGUUCCCUCUCGUCACGCAAUGGAGGGAAGGAGCGCGUUGCGUGACGAGCCUAAACACACCUGCAAAGAAGACUAUUAUCUACAAUAUGUGUGGCAACAAUGAAGAUUAUUUUUGCUUACAAUUAUUCAGAACUAGCGACAAUAAACAACAAAACACCUGUGCCUGAGUUUAUUUCAUACAAGUUAGAAAGGUUUUUUUUUUCUCCCCAUGAAACGAUAUUUUCGUUGGAAUCUUUUGAAAGUUAAUGCUAUUUUUCUUAACAAAAAUGCAAGGUACCAGUUAUCUUGUUACCCACCCAUCCAAAGAAGAUAACUCUUGCAUGCGUGGCAUGCCUAUGUUUUUUUAUCAAAGCUAAAAGCGCACUGCCUUCUUUUGCAGAAUGGAACUUUGAAAAUCAUUGAUAGGAAGAAAAACAUUUUCAAGCUUUCCCAGGUAAGAAUACUAUAUUUUCGUCCCUGAAUAUCAUUGCUUUACAAAUGUUAUAUACCUAUGUUCCGUUACAGUUUGCUAAUUCUCUUGGAAGAGGUUAUUAUUUCUGUGUUGCUAUCUUGUAUGGAUUUCCUUUUAAAUCUUUUGCAGCUUAACAAGAUAAGAAAGAAUGAAAUUGUUAGCUCGGCCGUCCAAUGAAUAUGUGACGUUAAGCUUAAAUUGACUUCGUAAAGUUACUGUUGGAUACAUUGUAGCUUAGAAGUGAAAUAUCGGAGUACGAAAUCCGAACUCGAAGGUUUGGAUUCGAAGCCUCUCAGAGAACUCAAAUAUUUUUUUCUGUCUCAACCUCAUGUAUCAUUUCUUUUUAUUUUUUAUUCCUUUUUUUAUUUCACUUUAUAUGAUUAUUUUUUUUUUUCUAAAACAGGGAGAGUAUAUUGCUCCAGAGAAGAUCCAGAAUGUAUAUUUACGCAGUCCGUUUGUUGCACAGGCCUUUGUGAUUGGAAACAGCUUUAAGGUUUGUUCACAAUAUUUUUAAGCAUUGAAGCUAAAUAGCAGCUUGAAUUAACACAUUCUUCGUUUCCAGUCCUUCUUAGUUGCCAUUAUUGUACCAGAUGCUGAAGUGAUAGAAGCCUGGGCCAAAAAAAAUGAAGUGGAGGGAGACGUGAAACAGCUUUGUCAAGAUGAGGUUAGUAAAUUUACAGAAUGGGUUAGGGGUCCCGAGGGUCGGGGGCUGUAGUCUAAAGUGUAAAUGAGAAAGGCCUGUAAUAUUAUCCCCAGGCUUUCCCAUGCAAGCUGAAGUUGAACCAACCACAGGUCAACAUGGUUGUAACCAGUUGAAUGGGGUCAAACGCCAGUAAUUUUUUUCGUCUUUAAUUUUCUCCAGAUAUCUUUAAUUUAUUGCUUAUUUAUUUAUUUAUGUAUUUCUGCUUUUCUUUUUCGUUUGUUUGGUUUUUUGUGCAGUUUUCCAUAACUGAAAGAUGAUUUAAUUUUUCACUUUUUCAGAACUCCCCCCUCCUCAAUGUUCAAUGAUAAUCUAACAUAAAAAGCUGGAAGUUUCUUUUUUCUUUUAUGUAAACGGAGUUAGCUGAGCACAUAACUGUGACUUUCCUUUUCAGAUUAUAAAUAAAGUUAUAUUCGAAGACAUCUUGGCUAAGGGAAGAGAAGGAGAUCUUAAUUCAUUAGAACAGGUUAGGGUGUACGUCAUACAGUUAUUUACUUAUAAGUUACAAUGUCUGAUAGAUGUGGGGAAUGCUAAUUGAAUGAAUAGAGUCCGGUUUGAAGUGGUUUUCUACACGAGAUAGCUUAACUCAAGGGACUUUUUCUUUAACUUUCCCUUUACGCGAAAAAACAGAAGGAGUCUCCACGGCAACCAACAAACUUAAUUGUACCAAAUGAAAAGUCUCUAUAUUUCGAGAGCAUGGACGAAAAAAAAUUCGUAUUUCCUAAAAAUGAAAACGGAAGCCAUCCUUAUAUAUCACUAUAAUAUCCUAUGUCUCAAAGGUCAAGAAAAUCUAUCUUCAUCCAGAGAUGUUUAGCAUUGAAAACGGGCUCCUCACGCCAACCUUCAAGGCCAAGCGUUCAGAGAUACUCAAGACUUUCAAAGACCAAAUCGAGCGGCUUUACGAAGAGGUGGAGACUGGGAAUUAACGCAGACACAGGCAUGACAAAGCCAUCAUCAGCGACCCCAAGGAACGGGAAAUGAGACAAAGCCCAAGCAAUAGUUAAUAGAGACAUAUUAAGACACGGCACAAGGACUUUAUAUCCACUAUCAAUGACCUUAAAAAUAGUCACAAUUAUGCUGGUUUAAAAAAGUUAGUCUACAUAAUAACGCCUGAAAAAGCAGUGAAUGAAAUACUCAUAAUUGUAAAAAGUAAUUUUGCAUUAAUUUUAGUGAAUGAUGACAACACGUUACACUACCCCCCCCCCCCUCCGUCCCGCUCUUCUCUAAAUGUUUUAGGUUAUAUCAGCCCGUGUAACAAGUGCCAGCAAAAAUGUAAUUAACACGCGUGCAUGACAGCAGGCACACGAGGAGAAAGCUCCAUUAGGUUCGCACAUCCGGGAAGUUUCGCUCGCACGUUCUGGUCGCGCCCGAUUACUCCUUACGACUUUCAUGUACAACAUGACUGAAUGAGAACAUCCCACAUUACUCUCUCCCUUCAACUUUAAGCAAGAUUACAGCAUACUAUGUUAUUAUGCUUCAAGGUCUUGACAAAAUAAAACAAUACCGAAAACAAUACAGUAUGCCCUUGGGACUAAGGCUUUGUUUUCAAAUAGUAUGUGGUGAUAUGGAAAUCUUUCCUAAUUAAGGUAGCUUGCCGAAAUAUUUCCCUGAGCCUCUGUGUUUUACAUUAAACUCGAAUUCGAACUCGCGGAAUUAUUCAGACUCACUUAUUUAAUUUCAGUUUAUCACUAUUAGGAAUCGAUCAAUGUCUAUUUCUCAAAAAGAGAACUCUGCAGUAUUUAUCAAACUUUUAAGCAGUUAAAUGGCUGCUAUUUAACCAACAACGACGAGAUUUGAAGGAAAA
Messenger RNA from Pocillopora meandrina, 21891 nucleotides. NCBI's taxonomy places the organism in Eukaryota, Metazoa, Cnidaria, Anthozoa, Scleractinia, Pocilloporidae. The record is from the annotation of a GenBank genome assembly.